AUGGUAUCCAAUGACACAGUGUUUGAUUAUUUGGGAGAACCAGAGUUGCAGAGCCCACAGAUUGAGACAAGCAGCAGAGUUCUGCAAAAAAUAAGAGGGAUGACCAAACAGCAAGUGAGAAGAGAGAGAGAGAGAGAAUAUUAUAAUCAUGUGUUGUACCUUCUUAAAAAAUUAAAAAGCAAAAAAUCUCUUUCAGGUGUUGUACAGCACUUACGAAAUGGACAACUAUUGCGAGAAAUUUAUAUAAACAAACAUAAACUGCUUCUGAAUGACUGGACGGCAAAACAGCUCUACUUAGAGACAACAGGAAAAAGCCGAACCCUGCAGAGUGCACUGGCGCUGCUUUACACCUUUUUGCCAGAUUUUGACUGGAAAAAAAUUAACAUGAGGCAUCAGUGGAGCACCAUUUUUUGUUCUGGAAGCUGCGACUGUCCUAUGCGGAACCACUACCUAGAAGAGGAACAGCGCAGGCAGUACAGCUUACGGGUGAAGAACAGUGAUUUGGAGAAAAUAUAUGUGGAUAUGGCAAAGAUUGUUGGCAUUCCUACCAGGCAGUUGAGAGCCUCUAACCCAAUAGAUUCUCUCUUGUGCUAUUUUUGCCACAACGUCAGUUUCCCCUGUACCAAAACUGGCUGCAUUGGUAUGGAACACUUCAAAGUAAUCAAAAGACAUCAGUUGGAGGAUGAGAGAGAAAGACAGGAAAAGAAACUUUAUUUCCUGUAUGCCCUGUUGGCUACUCACCCUCUCCUCAACCAGACUGUUAAUCGGCUUCAGCGAAUUGCAGAAGGCAAGAAAGAAGAAAUAUUUGUUCUUCGCUCUGCACAUGAUGUCACAUUGUCACCUGUUCUUAGUGCCUUGGGCAUUACAGAGGCCAGAUUUCCACGAUUUGCUGCCAGAUUAGUUUUUGAGCUGUGGCAGGAUGGGAAGAGACCCAAAGAACACUUUAUCCGCAUCCUGUAUAAUGGUGCUGAUGUCACAUUCCAGACCUCAUUCUGCAAGGAUUAUUAUAAACGUUCCAGCAAGCCAAUGUGCCCACUAGAAAAAUUUGUUAGCUUUGUUAAGAGGGAUAUGUUCUUAGUUUUUAACAGCACUAGUUACUAUGAUGCAUGUCGUAGAAGACCACUGUAGGGAAGGAAAGUGAAACUGUGUACAACUUCUUUGUAGGUGAAAGUCUGUAAUCUGGUUGAGGCACAUUUCAGUUCUCUUGUUUCUUGACAAAUGAUAUUGCUUGGAACAUUCAGUUUCAUUUUCAUUCAAAUUGUAGAUGGUCUCCAGUAGAAGAACAGAUACUGAGGAAGUAUUUUGUCUGUGUUAACUAUCAUGAAUUGAUAAACCACAUGAGCUACUGUAAUGUUGGACUUUGCUUGAUAGAGUGAGAGAGCACAGAUUUCAUUUCCCUGUAUUCCAGAGCAAUACUUGCACACCACGAGUUUAAAAACAAAGCAUUCUUUUUUCACCAUCGUCUUGUAAUCAUGUAAGCAGCUAUAUCAGGAUAUUUAUAAAAAGUCAGACAUCUCUUUGUAGGAUAUUCUGGGUGCACCCUACUCAGAAAGCAUUUUAAUAUUUAGGAACAGGACUUUUUAAAGCAAAGUGCUUGAUUAUACCUGAGCAUGUACAAAUGAGUGUGUGCCUUUCUGACCUCACAGACCUACAGAUACAUACUUACAUUGCCUGUGCCAGAGAAGGGUGUACUGGAAAAUGUGUGCAAAACUCUGUUCUCUGACUGCACUUUUAGCACUUUGAACAAUACAAACACAGUCUACAAAUAUGUAAUGGUCUUGUUGUAUUAAAAUAGGUAACGAACACUAAAAUUACCACUAAAUCUGAAUGGGAACUUAGAAUUAUAAAUCAGUUUUACAGUGAGGUGUGGGCUUUUUCCCAUUGUAAACAUGCUCAAGCUGCCAUGCUAUAAACAAAUCAGUGUUUUUGGAAUUUGAUAUAGUGGCUGCUUGAGACAGCUUGACUAAACACUAAGAGUUUUGUAGCUGAUUUUAGUAUUUUUAUGGGCUAGGAAGCUCUUAUUUUGUAUGAUCAGACUUGCGUACCUACUGCACUGUGUAAAUUUAUGGCACAGUAGAUCUUUCAUACUUCAGUUUGUAAAGAGCUGUGAAAGGCUGACUUUCAGACAUUUUUUCCCUUGAUCAGGAUGUACAGACUUAAGAAUAAACUGUCUUUUAUUGGUAACUUGAGCAAUGUGUAGGUAUGAGAACUUAUAUUCAAACUGUUUUCACCUCUUUAGAAACAGUAAAUUGAGAAGUAGUUUUUAAUAGGAGCUAUAGAAAUUUUAUAAUUCUGGAGGGAGGGUUUUUUACACAUCUAGAGAUAACGUAGUCUGUGACUCGUGACUCAGUGGUGCUAGUUUAAAAAAAAAACAAAAAACAAAAAACCAACAAAACACAUAAUUAAGCAUAGGUCUUAACUGUUGAUAUUUCACACUCUGUUUUCAGUGCUGCAUUUGAAUGUAUUUCUUUAAAUAAAAAUGUAGGGAUUCUUUGGGAA
Meleagris gallopavo (turkey) is the source of this 2499-nucleotide messenger RNA. The record is from RefSeq and is a predicted model, not a curated record. Lineage: Eukaryota; Metazoa; Chordata; Aves; Galliformes; Phasianidae.